GCUGACCUCCGAUAAGAACGCCUUCGAUGAUAAAGCAAUAUUUUUACAGACGAAUUAUUCCCGGGCGGAUUGUAAUCGGCCCAUUAUUUUCUGAAAAUGGUGCUAGCAGAAAGCUGGUUUAUUAAACGCGUUGAGGAGCUAAUUGCUCACUUAAAAGAAACCUCCUCGGAUGAAGAGAAAGACGAAGCCAUUUUGAGGCAUAUUGAGUGGAUGGAAUCGCAGGAAUUUGCAACUGUGCCGGACUUUGAAGCCAAUUUGGAAUGGUUAAACUGUACCAGUCCGUUGUCCUUCCACGAAAAACUUCGAGGAAAAGUGUGUGUUUUGGAUUUUUUCACGUAUUGCUGUAUAAACUGCAUGCAUAUUUUGCCGGAUCUUGAAGCGCUAGAACAACUUUACUCUGAGAAAGAUGGUCUUGUGAUCGUGGGAGUACACUCGGCGAAGUUCGAGAAUGAAAAAUCAUCCACAAACAUUUUGAGUGCAGUGUUACGAUACGACAUCAGGCAUCCAGUGGUGAAUGACUCAGAAGCAAAGUUAUGGCACACUCUCUCUGUUCAGUGUUGGCCUACACUAGUUGUUGUGAGCCCAGAAGGGAAAAUCUUACUUAGCUUAAUAGGCGAGGGUCACAGAGACACUCUCUUGCAGUUUGUAGGCUCAGCCUUGAACUUUUACAAACAAAAAGGUAGGCGAGAAUCUUUCAUUUGAUCUAAAAAGUUAGGAGGGAGGGUGGUGGGAAUGCAAUAACCGGCUUAAAUGCUUUUAUUGAUGUAAAGCCUACUACGAAAGACAUCUAGAAAAGGUAACUUCCAUUGGUAACUAUCAGUUUGUAAGAAUUGGCUAUCCAGAUUUGUUAAUCAUGUUUGAUUAAUGGGGUCAAAUAUCCCAUCAGCUCGACCACCAAAAAAGUGAAGAGUAAAGCGUGGUUCUCAUAUGCCGCUGAGCUACCUGCGACACGACUCUGACAUAGGUGCCAGUACUGCCUGUGGUACUGUUCCAAUACGAGAACAGAAGUCGCUGGCAGUAGAGGCCAUGUCAGUCUUUACAGCUGGCAUGCCCGCGAAGUUGACACAAGUUCAACUUCACAGGCAUGCUGGUGGUAAAGACCUGCGACUUUUCUUGAGCCAGCAGUGAUAUGUUCUCAUAUGUCGGAGUAGUAUUGCAGGCAGCACCGGCGGCUACUUUGCAGUUACUUCAGUGACACAUGGGAACCAGGCUUAAGUGGUCACUCACAAGAAUCAAACAACAGAGAAGAGAGGUUCUGCUAAUCUAUCUUUUGCAAAUAUACGUUAUCAACUGAGCAUGGGUUAAGAUGGCUGGAUGUUUGCCAUGUUCUUAGUUGCAUUUGUGUGGACUGAGACAAAGUUGAGGUGCACUGCAACAUAAAUGAAGUAGGAAGCCAGUAUCCAGUAAUCUUAACCAAACAAGCUUGGCCAAAGAAAAAUCUUGUCUAGCAGGAAAGUGCGGGUGAUCGCGAUCCUGGGAUCUUAUGUUCUGAUUGGGUAGUCAAUUAGAAUGAAGGAUAGGUUAAUGCUUAUGGGUAGUGUUGCUUAUGAUACGUGGUCACACAUGGUGGUUCAACUACGAGACUAAUUAAAUCACAUACCUACAUACACGUACACUGUGCACUAUAUUUUUUCUUGUUUGACUUUUUUUCCACCCUGUUUGUCUUUGUGUUUUUGUGUUGUACAGUCAAACUGUCUGUAAGAUAAUGAAUUCCCCAAAGCCCAAGAUUUACAAUAUAGUAAACUGUGGUUGCUUAUGGGAUAUGCUAUGGGAUAGAGCUUGUUUGGGAGGAGUGUCAAUUCUAGUGCUUUUGACUGGGCAAAAUGGGUUUUUUGGAAUUUGGAUCUUCUUCUUUUAUAUUUUUAUAACACCCAACAAAUGUCCGUCAUGAUGCCUUGAUAAAUUUUAUGCUAAUUUAGUUUAAACAUAUAACACACUUAGUUUAAAUGUCAUAUUAUAUUAUUAUUCACGUUUUAUUAUUUUGUUAGGGAAAGUUAGUGAUCAUUCUAUUGGAGUUUCUCUGGCAAAAGAACACCUUCCUCUGACAAAUCUCUCAUUUCCUGGGAAAAUAUGUAUGGACAGUGAAGGGAAAAGACUGGCAGUAGCGGAUACAGGACAUCAUAGAAUACUAGUAAUAAAUAAAGAAGGAAUUGUAUUGAAAGUUAUUGGUGGAGGAGAGAAAAAUGAAGCUGGAAAUGUUGAUGGGACAUUUUCAGAAGCACGAUUCCAUUCACCCCAAGGAGUAGUAUUUGAAAAUGAGGUCAUUUUUGUUGCUGAUACAGAAAAUCAUACAAUCAGACAGGUACAGUAUAAUGGCAACUUAAAAUGACUACAUGCUUGUACUGUUCUAGAAAACAGGUACAUUGUACAGUAUACUAUCUUUUCCAGUGAGGGUGUUUGCAGUAGUCCCAGCCCUUUGUGUCUUAAAACAUUUAGUACAUUGUGGCUUUGUAUUUUUAAUGAAAUCCCCUACCCCUUUAUAAGAACUUCCAGUCAAACUUCUUAAUAUUAUUAAAACAUGCAGACAGUGACAAUAUUUCAGGAUUGUUAAUAAUAUUGUCUACUGGUCACAAAACCACAAUCUACUGUCACCUGUGCCAUAGACAAAACUGAACCCCUGGGAAGUUCAUCUGUGAAUCAUUGCUCUGGGCUCUUGGGCCCCAACCUGCCUAUCAUUCACCGUGAACAAAGAUCUUGACGCUACUUCGCAGAAGUUACUAAACAGGGUUAGAUUAAUCUGCUACACGGGCUACACUACUGCUGCUCUUGGCAGCAGUUUGAUUUCCUUAAGGCUUGCCACCUAUUUCCUUGCAACACAAGAACUAUCUUGAAGGAGAGCACUAACUGCAAAGCCAUGAUGGGAAUGGGGACUUGCUACUUCUUUACGCUACUCUCGGCAACAAAACUGCCAGCUUUGCAGGAAACACAAUAGAGAAGAAAAGUGAUGACGUCACAAAAUACUAAACUAGUGAAAUUAUAGGAUUGGUUGGCAUACCAAGAAAGAAUAAGAUGAAAAAUGUUCACAUCUGUCAAAAACCAGCCUGUUAGUGCAAAUUAGUGAGAGGAUAUAGCGAUGUUAAGCACUAUUGACUCCAUAUAAAUCUGUCUAUAUCUGACCCCCAAUUUGCGCUAACAGGCUAUUUUUGGCAAGGAAGCUUUUUUAUCCUGUUCUUUCUAAAUUUGUUUACCAAUUCCAUAAUUUCACAAAUUUGAAUUUUUGUGACCUCACACUUCUCUUUUCUAAAACCCUCCAGAGAUAUUUGGCAGCAACAAUUUUUGUUCUUAAUUUUAUGGUAAAAUUCUAAAUUAUUAAUUUAAGUUAUGUUUCUCUUGGUCACUGUAGAUUAAACUAGAAACAGGGCAAGUUAUUACCAUCGCUGGAAAUGGCACACAAGGAAGUGACAAGGAAGGUGGAAAAAUUGGAACUGUACAGAGCAUCAGUUCACCAUGGGAUGUGGCCAUUGGUCCACCUUCAGGUUUGUAUAAUAAUUAUGUUCUAAUAAUAAUAAUAAUAAUUAUAAUAAUAAUAAUAAUUAUAAUGUAACAUAAUAGCGGAGCUCCCGCGCGCGCGAAGCGCGCGCGCAGCGGAGCACCAUGGGUAAGAAAAUUUGGUAAACUAUCCAUCCAAGAAAAUUUGGUUAUGACGUAGAGUACGCCCACCCGUACACACACUUCAUGUAAGCCGAUGUCAAAUGUCACAAUAGAUCUUGCACAACUUGACUAGCCUCUUAGUUAUGUAAGCCAUCCGUAUGAGUACGAUUAGAUUGACAGCUGUCAAAAUCAGACAUCCGCUGACAAUUAUCACAUGACCAUCUCGUGGGCUCAGAUAAAAGUCCAGUCGUUUUACCCCUAUAUAUAAGCUGACAUAAUAUGUCACACUUACCAAUUCAACAUAAAAACGAAACUACGCUGGGCAAGGCUGUCAGUUGACUGACAGUCGUUUAAAGUUACACUGGCAAGCCAAAUUAAGUUCAAUUGACAGCUGUCAAAAUGGGACAUGUGGAGACCACAAUCAGAAAACUAGUAACGUGGGCUCAGGUUCGCUCAGGUACACGAGCUGGCAUUUUCCACUACAUGCUGGACGGAUAUGUCCUACUCACACUUGUAGUCUGUUAAUUCGAAUAUUCGCCAUUCUAAUGAAGGUUAAUUGACAGCUGUCAAACUAGAGUAUACGCUGACCAUCAUCACCUGAGUGGAUCGCGGGCUCAUUUUUCUAUCCAUUGAGGUCACAUAGUGUUUAAAGUUUUGCGCACAUAUUUUAUUUGAUCACAGGCUCAAUUCGAAGCCCCAUAACUUUAUAGAAAAUCUGUCCAUCCUAGAAAAUUCGGCAAGCACGUGACCGUACACCGACCACCCGACCUUCCGUCUGUCCGCACCACAGGCAUACCAAUGUUUCUGCUGACCAGUAUCGCCUGACCGUAUCGCGGGGUCAGGUAUAGACCCUCUGAGUUCGAGUAAUUUUUUGAAGGUAUCUGCUGACAAGUUGCUACUUUUCAAAUGAUCGCAGGCUCAAGUUCAAUUUUUUAAAAAUGCAUAUGAAAUAAGUCGUGUUCAUGAGCCGCACUUUUAAAAUGUUGAUUUCGAACUGACCUCAGACACGAAAAUUCAACCGGCUUUUACAUUUAAAUGCAGGGAAGGCAAUCGCUUUUGACUUUUUUCACUGUCACGUGUUCAUCACGCUCUACGUCCAAUUUUUAUGUUCUGAUUGGUCAAAAUUUGACAGGUGAGUUUAUGGGGAAAAUUUAUGCAGCGUCUGGAAACUUGCUUACUGAUAGCUGGAGCUGACAGAGUUUUGUGUCAUCUUGUGAUGUUUUAAACUGUCUUUUUCUACUUGGUGUACAAAAUGAAAUACAGCUGCUAUCAACAUUGUUCUGUAAUUCGUGGCUGGUUUGCUUAUUGCGCUUUUUGUUGACAAAUGCACCGCUUGUUAAAGUCAUUGGAAAUCCGAUUUCGGAUGGCAUCGUUUUCAAAAAUGAGCUUACUCACUUGAGGCGUAAGAGGGUUGAAAAGUCUCAAGCGAUUCUGGAACACUUGAAGACCUUCAGAAGCAGCAUCUCGACUGGUAAGCCUGAGCAAUUAUUGUCUUUGAUGUGUUUUUUUUUCGGUUUCCUGAAGUCGAGCGUAUGGUUUAUGCGGCUUAAGUUUAUACACGAGCAAUUAUCUAACCUACAAUAGUAUCAGGUUUAAAAAGCCUUUAGACACUUUUUGACCCGCAAAUUCAAAGAAAAGGUUCCGAGGAUUAUUUAGUUAUGAUUUUGACAGUAAACAGAAAGCUCUGAUGGAUUUUCUUACCUCGAGUUCAUCUUGAAAAAGAGAAAACACCGGGAAGCCGGCUUAAAACAUAAAUAAGCUUAUGCUUUACCUGACUCAUGAUUUUCUGAGACACUUUACUCUCAAUACUUCUCUUCGUGAAUGAAAAUUAUUGUCUCUGUACAUGUUUCACCGAAUUAAAUUUAUUUUAUUGAUUGUUAGUAGUCCCUCUCGCAAUUUUUAUCGCUGCACCGGUUUUUUUUUUAAUUUCCAGUCGAACAUAAACAUCGCAUGCAAGAAUACUCAAAACGCCGCGCGUAAAUAUCACUCGCUUUUAAAGAUUACACAUAAAAAAAUCAUGCACAGUUUAAUGAAUAAAGGGAAGUAAAACCUAAACAUAACAAUUUCUCUAUCAUGUUGAAGCGUGAAUGGUAACUCUAUUAAUCGCACUGCAAAUUUGGUGCCUGUCAAAAGUGAGAAACCGUCCGGCUGGCCGAAAAGUGAUUUUGGGAAUUUUUUUUUAUCGUUUUCAUUAAAAGCCCAUAAUUAUUACCUUGCAUAUCUAGGACCAGAUUUUUCUAACUGAAAAGUCCCGGCAUUAUAGAAUUCUUUUCAUGAAAACGUUUUACAAUUCAAUGCUAUAAUUUGUUGUGCAAACGAAGCGCGUGCUUUGAUCGCCGUGGAUAUUGAAUGAGUGCAAAUUCUCUUGCAAAAUUGUGAAAAACUGCAGAAUUAUAGGUUUAAAUAGAAAAAAAAGAACAAAUUCUGUCCGAGGUCUGUAUGAUAAAAAAGGGCCUCAUAGUACUGUUUACCUGAGACGUGAUGAGAAAAAGUAUGUUUAAAAGGCUGGUUUACACGCCACCAGAUUCGUCGCCAAGAUUUACUAGUGAACUAAACUUGUCGAACACAAAAAUCCGGCCUGAUUUUUUAUUUUGGCCUCCUUUUUAGACAGAGGAAUGCAACUUGUAAAUUGGCUGCCACCAAGGACUAUCGUGGCGCGUGUGUUUCUUAAAAUUAUAAUUCGAGGUUAUCCAAUUAUCCAUAGUCUCUCUAACGGAGCAAUGUUGGUGAGACUAGUGAAUGCCACAUUAUGAUGCAACAGCUAAUGCAAAUACAAUACACGAAUAGGUCUAUUUGUUUUCCAGGCCUAAUCUACUGUGAUCGAACAUGAUUGCUAUUUUUCGGUGUAGAAAUAAGACUAUUUAAUAACUCGACGUAAAAUUUGUUGCACUCUUGGACGGUCAAAUUCUGAUUUAUUCUCUAAAAUCACUCAGCCUUUGCCUCAAAAGUCAAAUGAAUGUGCCCUGAUCUGUGGAUUACAAUUGCAAGUUUAUUGUUUGAUUUAAAUUAUGAAUUUAUUAACGGGAGCUUCGCUUUUAGCCCUGGCUAAAUCUAUAUAUUAUAAUUAUCAUUAUUACAAUAUAAUAAUAUUGUUAUGUAAUAAUUUAUAAUUAUUAUUGCAAUAUACAGGGUUUGUACAGAUUCUGAAAUUCUUUUAAGUCUUGGAAUUUUCAAAGCAAUUUUCCAGACCUCAAAAAGGUCUUGAAAGUGGAGAGAAAGUACAGAAAAAUGGUAACAAGUCUGAAGUUUUGUUGUUGUUGUUUAUUUAAAGCUACGGUAUGGUACACUACAGGUGCUUGAUACAUACAGCUGAAGGUGAUUUUUUCCCUGUGGACAAAUUUUCAUUAACCUUGCCUGUACUGAGCCAGGACAUUCAAUCACAGAAUGAGAAGUUUCAGAACUCUCAGCCUCAGACCGCAUUGCACCAUGGUUACUGCCUGCUGCAGAUUCAUGAUUCAGCAGUGCCAGAACUAAAAAAGUGUCUCAUUUGUAAAGACAAUAUGGUUGGAGCUUAACGAUAAGCACUUUGGCAUUAACAAGCAAAAGAAACUUACAGAUGGAGAUGCUCCUCAUUUUUGAACUUGGGAUCUGCCAGCAAUGUGGUCUUUACAGUGUCUUCCAGUACGCUUUUUUUUUCGCUCACAUUACCAUUCCAUUCCCAAUGUUCUUAAUUUGUAGCACGAUUUUAUAGUUGCCACAAAACCAACAUUGUGCCACUGAUUACGACUGAGCAAAGUCCUAAAUCUUUGGACAUUUCUGACACUUUUAAAAGAUACAUGCAAAUUAUAUCAAAGAUAACAAAUAAUUAUUCCUGCAGGACCUACGCAAGACGGCAGCUCAAGUGAUGUUUUGUACAUUGCCAUGGCUGGCACACAUCAAAUCUGGUCCUUUUACUUGAAAGACAGUUCUUGGCUUAAAGGAGGGUCAGUUAUCAACCUUAAUGAAUCCUUUCACUUCUAUCAGUAGACCAAUAAUAACUUUAAGAAAUCAAUAUAUGUCGAUAAAAUUUGUGCUGCCAAAGAGGUUUCAUUUGAAUGGUAACACCAUAGGAUUUCAUCCAGAGACUCAAACGUUAGAACUACAUACUAAAUAAAUAGUUCCAUGUGAAAGAACUGCUGAAGAGGUUUCAUUUGAAUGGUAACACCAAAGGAUUUCGUCUACAGACUCAAAAGUUAGAACUACGUGCUAAAUAAGUAGUACCUUGUGAAAGUACUGCUGAAGAAGUUUCAGUUGAAUGGUAACAACAAACGAUUUCGUCCGCAGACUCAAAAGUUGAAAUUCAUACUAAAUAAAUAGUACCAUGUGAAAGUACUGCUAAAAUGGUUUCAUUUGAAUGGUAACACCAAAGGAUUUCGUCCACAGACUCAAAAGUUAGAACUACAGUCUAAAUAAAUACAGUCGACUCCCGAUAAUUCGAACCUUCAAGGGAAAGAGAAAAUAGUUCGAGUUACCGGGAGUUCGAGUUAUCGAGGGUAAAAUUAUAUAGAAAGCGAUCUGAAGGGAAAUGUAAAUUGCCUCGAGUUAUAGAGGGUUCGAGUUACCAGGCGGGAUUCGACUGUAGUUCGAGUUACCGGGAGUUCGAGUUAUCGAGGGUAAAAUUACUAUAGAAAGCAAGCUGAAGGGAAAUGUAAAUUGCUUCGAGUUAGCGUGAAGUUCGAGUUAUAGAGGGUUGGAGUUACUGGGAUUCGACUGUAGUACCAUAUGAAAGUACUGCCAAAGAGUUUCCAUUUGAAUGGUAACACCAUAGGAUUUUCAUCCAGAGACUCAAAAGUUAGAACGACAUACUAAAUAAAUAGUACCAUGUGAAAGUACUGCUAAAGAGUUUCCAUUUGAAUGGUAACACCAGAGGAUUUCAUCCAGAGACUCAAACGCUAGAACUACAUACUAAACUAGUAGUAAUCAUAGAUCAAUAAGUGCGUUCGAGUUUUCUUAGCUCCAGAUUAGCUUUUGUGUCGUCAAGCAUGAUUUCAAAAUCAUGGAAGAGAUCAUGAAUUAAAAGGUAGACAUUCUUUUCGUAAAAAAUGUUCUUCGCGUAUACGGCUUCAAAAUAUCUCACUCAUUAACUCUCUACUCUUAAAAUGUCUUACUCUCCCUCAAGCAUGGUCGAUAAAAAUGUAAAGUAGAUCGUAAAAAGUUCUUUGUUGUUAAAAAGAUAAACAUGUCACUACAAACUUCGAAAAAAUGGUAGCCUUGAAAGUUAUAAGUCUUGGCUUCUUGCGUGACACAACUUGAAGUGAAAACAAUGAUCAUAGGAGCGACGAAACAUAUUAGGUUUCUGCUAGAUUACUGAUGUCAGAGAACCGGACAGAAUCUUUUGCCAUUGUGCAAACUUUUCAUCUCAUGAUUAUUUUAAGUUCAUGUAGGUCAGUUCAACAUGUUUUAAACUUAGCUUGCUUCAGCGAGCGAGAUACUUAUCAUGCAAAAUUGUCCGCGUAGAGAUAUCAGACGUGAAUAAAGCAUUACAGUUGUAACAACCUGCACUGAUACGCUCAAGCUUACUUUUUCGUGCAUGAAAGAGGUUAAACUACAAAUAAGUAAAUAGACUCAAACGCACGGCUAAACUUCUCACGGCACAAAUGUUACCUGGUCUUUAUUUGUGUGUUUCUACGAAGUUCCAGCUCGAUUUGAACGGCAUUGACCGAAAAGAUUAGCAGAAUCAUCAGCUCAGUGAUAAAACCCGCUUAGAAAACAACUCCAACGUUCAUUCUUUUGCCGAACUCAAAUAUUCCCGUGUAAUGUAGUUGACCUUGAUGGAACCAGUGAUGCACGUGAUUGCCAUAUGACAAUUGCUUAUGACGUAAACGAGGUAUAGUUGCGUGCGCACUCGCACGAGGUAUAGUUGCUUGCGCAUAAAAAUAGUUGUGUGCGCAUGUCCACGAGGUGAGCCCGCAAUUUCUUUGUUCGGCUAUUGGGCUUAAAAUUCGUGCGCGCGCUUAAUAAUUAUUCAAAAUGGCGCAGAUUUUGAACAUCGCCCGUCCAAGGAACCAAAAAUCUCGAAUCUUUACGCCUGGCAUGCACAGGUAUCCCAUCGACCACAGGAUCCCCAAAGAUUACGAAGCGUUCUCCUAACGUCGAACGCAAUAAAUAGUUCCAUUUAAAAGUAUAUGUAUUGUUGAAGUGGUUUCAUUUGAGUUGCAACACCAAUUGAAAGAAUUUCUUGCUUAGCUUUAAAAGUUAGAGGCAUGAAUAACUCACGCGACCAAGAAUCAACCAAUGUUAGCCUGUAUUAAAUUGAGCGAAAGUCUUGAAAUAUAACAAGUUAGUAUGCCUUACACAUCUGCUCCAUACGUCACACCUUCUAGGACCCAAGUGCAAGGCACUUGUCUUCGUUUUGCUGGGAGUGGAGCAGAAGAGAAUCGAAACAACAGUUAUCCACACAAAGCUGCGUUUGCACAGCCUUCUGGUGUCAGUCUUGCUGUGGAAAAACCGUACAGGUGUUUGUUUGUGGCUGACAGCGAGAGCAGUAGUGUGCGAACAGUUGAUGUGGCCACUGGUGGCACAAAAGCUUUGGUAGGAGCCGAUAGAGACCCGACUGUAAGUAUGAAGCAAGCUGUUAUUAGAGAGAUUUAGAACCACGGUUACGGCAAUCGUCAAAUUGUACCACGUGACUAAGUUAUCCUUUAACUUGCCAUCUGCCGUUUAUUUUACCCACCAAAAAUAAGAAUCGUUUUUGACAGAUUUUACCUGCUGACUUUCUAAUUUGAGAAAUUUUUAACUUGAAUCUCGCGUUUGCCAUUUGUCGUAAACGUGAUUCUAAAUCUCUCUACAGGGUGUCCCGAAAGGUCGUUCCUCUUCUUUAUUAGGCUGUAAUGCAGUAUGAUUGCACAUAAUAUGCAAAUCGUUUAAAGAAAAGUCUUGUCUUUUCAAUCUAAUUUAAUAUUUCAUACUUGUUUUGCCAUCUUUCGACUCGGAUAUUCGAUUUGCCUACUUUCUUGCCAAAGGUGCGCUUGCGCGAGUAUAUUUUCCCGCCGCAUAUUUUUUGUAUUUUGUAACUUGUCGUCUCAUUUUAAGAGAAUAAACAAACUCGACCUGGAUUAACUCGUAUUGGCAAUUUUUAUCACUUGCAUUGUUUGCCCCAUGAUAUACCACGUGACGUUACACUGUAAUUUUUAUCUUAUCAGUCCUAUUAAAAGCACGUGCAAAUUAAGAUGGCGGGUAAUGUGAGGUCUAUUUGGGUGAACGAAUUAUUUCUGAGUAUGUAGAGGGCGUUACAGGUUUUCGAAAGAGAAAGUAGAAUUUGGGUGCCUAAUUCCUUGGGUUUUUACGCGUCCAAAAUUUCCCUUUUUCUCCACUUUCGAACAUCCACCAACCGAGCUAGACGGCAUUCAAAGAUAGCUUUUUAUGAUAUAUAUUCUAUAUUAAAUGUUUCGUGCUUUUCAAAAUGACAACUUAGGAUUUUUUGUUUUUCGUUUUCAGAAUCUGUUCGCAUUUGGUGAUCAGGAUGGCAAAGGUAUCGAUGUUAAGUUGCAACAUCCAUUAGGUGUGGCCUGGAACCCACAUUCACAGAAACUCUAUGUUGCAGAUUCGUAUAACCACAAGGUAAUGAUUGUCUCUCAUCCUAACCGCCUGACAACUUGUUUGCUGAUUUCCUUCUCAGAUAAGGGGUAAUUUUCUCUGAAAAUUCUUUGUUUUCUGGGGAUUAUCCGAUUAAAUACGAUUAUAUACAGCUAUUUCGAGAAGGGUUGUCGGAAAAAGUGCACGCGACAAUCUCGAAAGGUAUUGUGGGUGGUUUUGAGUUAACUGUUCUUCAAAGAAAUUUGAUAGAAUGGCAGGAGAGGCCAUGGACAUAUGUUUGCAAGUGCUAAAGGAAAGCAACAAAAGUUAUAGGUUCGACAGCUACAGUGUCAGGAACAGUGUACUGCUCUUAUCCCAUAUUACCUUUCGGGAUUGUCGCGUGCUCAUUUUUUCCGACAACUUUCUCGAAAUAGCUGUAAACAACACAAGGCCCGAUUAUGUAUUUUUCGAUUCGCUCUGACAAAUGGCUAACGCUUGAAACGUCAUCUUUUGGAUCACAUUAUGGUGAUUAACUCACUAUACCAACUACAGGGGCCAGUAAAAACCCUUCAAUUUCUUGCAACACAUAUGUACACUUAAAUUUGUGAAGGACAAUCAGUACAAUAAUGUUAGAUUCGAGAAGAGCUGCUUAUGAUUGGGUUCUUUACUACUUACUAAAACCUAAUCUAGGCCACAAUUUAUUUGUUCAUACCAGUCAUCAUUUUCUCUUUCCUAAACGAAGGGCCUGUUUAUCUGGAGGUGGGGGACCCCAGGUAGGUGACGUGACAUUUGGCGGCUCACCCCACCUAUCAUGUAAACGUGAUCAAAUUAACAUGAGAGAUUAUAUGGCCAGGGGGUUACCUCACCUUAGCGGCUUACCUCACCUACCUGGGGUCCCCAACCUCCAUGUAAACAGACCCCAACAGUCCUUGAUUUCUUAAUACUGUCGUUUACUAUUUGGUUAGUGAUGAUGCUCUAGUUUUAAAACUUUGUCAGUGAAAUAUUGGAAGGGUUGAUCUGAACUUUCUUUUACCAUUAUACAGUAUUGGAUUCCUAUCCUAGAUGGGUUAUAUUAAAAUUUAUUAAUCGAUUGAUUAGUUAAUUAAUUCACGGACUGAUUUUAAUUAAUUUAUUGCAGAUUAAAGUUAUUGAUCCUGUGAAAAAAACUUGUGAAUCUUUUCUGGGCACUGGUAAACCAGGUCUUUCUUCUGGCGAGGAAAACGCGAUCCAGUUUGAUGAACCAGGUGGCUUGUGUGUGAGUCCUGAUGGAGAGACGCUAUAUGUGGCAGAUACUAACAACCAUGCCAUUCGAGUUAUUGACUUAAAAACUAAAAAAGCGUCACAGGUGAGAGUUCAGCUUCAAAAUGUAAUCCAGUCCUAUGAAAUAUAGAAUGGUAACAAGUAUUUCCUGCCACAAGCGAUUUUUGGACAAGACACAGUGUAGAAAUUUAUGGAGUUUCUUUUUUUUUUUUUUUUUUUAAGAAAAAUCCGUUAUGUGUUAAGAAUAGGUAGAAUAGGCAUAUUAAUAUAUAUUUUUCCUUCUUUUGGGUUUUCCAGCUCGUUCUGAUUUCUGAAAAAGUCAACCGUAUUAAAUAAGUCCGGUACCCGCGGGGUUUUAAUGGGCUAAAUAGAGUUUUUUUUAGAAGUUUUCUUGGUCAUAAUCGUUAUUGUGUUGAUUGGUAAUAAGCAAACAUUCUUGGUGAGAAAUUUAGAUACAUGUAAUCCAGUCGACUCACUGUGGACGGUAUAAUUGAGCAAGUAACUGAGCAAUCAAUCAGUCAGUCCGUCAGUCGAUCAUUCAAGGAUUCGAUCGAUCGGUGUCCGUCGGACCGUCAGACCGUCCGUCUGUCGUCCUUCAGUCAUACAGUCAGUCCUUCAGUCAGUCAUCAGUCAGUCAGUCAGUCAGUUGGCGAUUCAGUCAAUCGAUCGUUCAUUCAGUGUCUGUGUGAACCAAUAAAUCUAAUUAAACAGCUGUUUUCAAGCAAGCGUUCUUCUUCGUAGUUGGAUAUCAUCGAGCACCCUCAAACUCCAAAAGACCAUGUGGACAGACAAGCGAGCAAAGAAAAGGUCGUGGUAAAACGGUUAACUUCGAAACGAACCCCCGUCAAUUCCAAAGAGCCAAUUCAUGUAUGCAGCAACGCUUCCUUAGAUGUUACGUUCGAAAUCAGACUCCCCGCGGGCUGUUACUUAACAGAAGGCGUGACGAGUAAUUGGCAGUUCAUGGUCUUCAGGCCACAAGAAGGUAAAUGAGGUUAUUUUACUCAUUGAUCUCUAGGUUGACAAUGUGUCCUCUUAAUAAACCUGUUUUGUUUCCAAAGGUGCGUUAGGCGAUUUUGGGUUGAAUUUAAUACAUUCACUUUGCUAAAAACGUCUCUCACUGUUCUUGCUAAUUGAUUGCACCCGCCCUUCAAGUUCCGUGAAACGAAAAUAUCGUACGUAAAUAUGUCCGCGAUUCCCUUAGACUUCAAAACAGCCGUCGUCAUUCUACCAUGGAUAUUAGGGAAAAUGUCUUAGUGACGGAAAAAAAAAAAAUGUUAGAAGGUUUAUUAUUUGUCAAUUACCGUUUACCUUUUCUGGUCAAAAACUAAAGAUAUAAAAAAGUAAAUCAAAUAUAAAACAUGAUUAAUAAUAAUAAUAAUAAUAAUAAUAAUAAUAAUAAUAAUAAUAAUGAUGAAAAUAAUAAUAAUAAUAAUAACAAAUAAAUAAAUAAAUAAAAUGAAGCUUUCCAGCAACAAACAAAUCUCGUAGUCGUCCGUUACCUCAAAUCUAAAGGUCUCUAUUGCUACUUUGUAGAAAAUGUAUCAUUCUCAGAAGAUAAGUCAUCGUUAAUGCUUAAUACGAUUAGUUCUGCACUUUGCUUAAAUGUUUCUUGCUACAUAUUCUAGAUAAGGAAGCCAUUCAAGGACAGUUUAAGCUGGAACCUCCAUCGGGCGUCUUGACCAAGGACUCCCUGCGUGGUAUUUGCUUCAUUCGGAUACCAGAAGGAGGCUGGGAGCCACAAACAACCGCAAGGGUUAGUAAUUUGUAGUUUCAAUAUUCAUACUCACGCAUGUUUAUCUUAAACUUAACGUACUUAAUUAUCGUUUGUUCGAAUGGCUUUUUGUUUAGUUAUCUAUUUAUUCAUUCAUUAUAUAAUUGAAUUUAUUAUCAUAUUUUUGUUAUGGUAGGCGGAGGCCAUAGUUUAUUUCUGUGAGCCAAGUGGUACAUGCAGAAUGGAGGAGGUAGUCUACGAAGUAGUGCUGCUAAAAACAGGCGCAAAGGGUCAAAGUUCCCUCCAAAUAAACCACGAAUGCAAGUUGUAAAUCAAGAAUACGAAGAUUGCUUUGAAGGAAAUUUGAAAUGUCAGGAUAAAGGACAACCAUGAAUGACACGUGCUCACAUUUUUGUAAUACGCAAACCAAGAGGUUACAUAUACAUUACCAG
Molecule: messenger RNA, 14508 nt
Organism: Porites lobata
Lineage: Eukaryota; Metazoa; Cnidaria; Anthozoa; Scleractinia; Poritidae
Source: the annotation of a GenBank genome assembly